Messenger RNA from Diplodia corticola, 771 nucleotides. Its product is annotated as phospholipase carboxylesterase. The transcript has a single exon. NCBI's taxonomy places the organism in Eukaryota, Fungi, Ascomycota, Dothideomycetes, Botryosphaeriales, Botryosphaeriaceae. Bases 1 to 771 code for a protein of 256 amino acids. Gene Ontology annotation, molecular function: palmitoyl-(protein) hydrolase activity; carboxylic ester hydrolase activity. Gene Ontology annotation, cellular component: cytoplasm. The record is from RefSeq and is a predicted model, not a curated record. Gene Ontology annotation, biological process: protein depalmitoylation.
AUGCAAACCACCGACACCGUCAUCAUCCCUCCCUCUUCCCCUCACACCCACACCAUCAUCUUCCUCCACGGCCGCGACUCCCUCCCUUCCGCCUUCUCCUCGGAGCUCUUCGAAUCCCAAGCCUCGGACACGUCCCGCAGCACCCUCCCCCAGCUGCUCCCCCAUUUCAAAUGGGUUUUCCCCGCGGCGGGCCUGCGCCCUGCGAAGCGGUUCGGGGGUGUUGAGAUGUCGCAGUGGUUUGACAUCUGGUCGGUGGAGGAGCCGACGGCGGAGGGGGAAUUGCAGUCGGUGGGGUUGGAGGAGAGUGUUGGGGAGGUGCUGCGGGUGGUGGAGCGGGAGGUGGGGAUUCUGGGGGGAAGGAGGGAGAGGGUUGUGUUGGCGGGGAUCAGUAUGGGGUGUGCGACGGGGGUGGCGGCGCUGGUGAGGGGGGGUGGGAUGGGGUGUGUAGGCGCGUUUGUGGGGGUGAGUGGGUGGAUGCCGGUGUUGGGCGGCCCGGCGGCAGCGUUAGCGAUGGGAAAGGGAGGGAAGGAAGAAGGGGGCGGGGAGGAUCGGGAGGGGAGAGGGGAUGCCGGUGUACUGGAGAUGCCGGUGUUGCUGGAGCAUUGUGUGGAUGAUGAUGUGGUGCCGGUGAGGAAUGGGGAGGUGUUACGGGAUGGUUUGGUGAGGUUGGGUAUGGAUGUCGAGUGGCACGCGUAUGAGGAUGGCGGCCAUUGGAUGAAUGAGCCCCAUGGGAUUGAUGAUCUUGUUGCUUUUUUGAAAAGGGUACUUUGA